AUGCUCUGCGGUGUGAAUUAUGGGCAAAGUAUUGCUUUCCAUACAAAGCCUGGUCUUCACCAAAAUUCCAGGAUGAACUCCAUGCAAAACAUAAGAUGCUUUGCAGCAAACAUUUUGAAAGCACAUGCUUUAUUGAGAAGAAGUUGUUCAGAACAGCUGUACCUGGUGUUCAAUGCCAUAAGGACACAACAAUUUCUUAUCUGCCAGAUCAACCUGCCAUAUUUGAACCUGUUGCCGGUCCAUCCAGAAUUUAUCCUUUAA
Molecule: messenger RNA, 261 nt
Organism: Arctia plantaginis
Lineage: Eukaryota; Metazoa; Arthropoda; Insecta; Lepidoptera; Erebidae
Source: the annotation of a GenBank genome assembly